AUGGAUGGGAAGAAAUGCAGCGUUUGGAUGUUUUUACCUCUUGUGUUUACCCUGUUUACAUCAGCUGGAUUGUGGAUAGUGUACUUUAUAGCAGUGGAAGAUAACAAAAUUCUCCCAUUAAAUGAACCAGAUAGGAAACCUGGUUCCAAAAGACCACCUUAUAUAAGUGUUGCAGGUGAUGCACCUCCUGCAAGCUGUGUGUUUAGCCAAGUCAUGAACAUGGCAGCUUUUCUAGCGCUGGUCGUGGCUGUCCUGCGCUUCAUUCAGAUGAAGCCCAAGGUGCUAAACCCUUGGCUAAACAUUGGUGGCCUGGUGGCAUUAUGCUUGGCCUCUUUUGGGAUGACCCUACUCGGCAACUUUCAGCUUUCCAUUGAUGAGGAGAUCCACAACGUGGGCACGUCGCUGACGUUUGGCUUUGGGACCUUGGCCUGCUGGAUCCAGUCUGCCCUCACCCUCAAGAUCAACCUGAAGAAUGAGGGACGGAAAGUUGGGAUUCCACGAGUCGCCUUGUCAGCCAGCAUCACUCUCUGUGUGGUGCUCUAUUUCAUCCUUAUGGCACAGGGCAUCCACAUGCAUGCUUCUAGGAUCCAGUGGGGCUUGGUGAUGUGCUUCCUGUGCUACUUUGGCACCUUUGCAGUGGAGUUCAGGCACUACAGGUUUGAGAUCGUUUGCUCUGAGUACCAGGAAAACUUUCUGAGCUUUUCCGAAAGCUUAUCGGAAGCCUCCGAGUACCAGACAGAUCAGGUGUAGCCUUUCCUCUGGCAGGGGGGAGGGGGGCAGGUGUGGUCUCAUGGGUUAAACAUGACCUCAU
Messenger RNA from Chaetura pelagica (chimney swift), 811 nucleotides. RefSeq names its product transmembrane protein 150C (gene TMEM150C). The transcript is spliced from 7 exons. NCBI's taxonomy places the organism in Eukaryota, Metazoa, Chordata, Aves, Apodiformes, Apodidae. The coding region runs from base 1 to 750 and encodes 249 amino acids. The record is from RefSeq and is a predicted model, not a curated record.